This is a messenger RNA of Hevea brasiliensis (rubber tree), 728 nucleotides long. RefSeq lists its product as uncharacterized. The record is from RefSeq and is a predicted model, not a curated record. Bases 63 to 626 code for a protein of 187 amino acids. NCBI's taxonomy places the organism in Eukaryota, Viridiplantae, Streptophyta, Magnoliopsida, Malpighiales, Euphorbiaceae. The transcript is spliced from 4 exons.
CUCAAUACUCUUGUAUUAGAAUUAGAGAAAGCUAGACUCUGCUGUUAUAGAUUGACAGAGAUAUGUCAGGAAGCGAUCAACCCAGAACAGUGAAGUUAUUGUGCCCGUCACUGUCGAAGAUAGUGGCAUUCUCGGCAUGGGAUGACCAGAAACUGGACUUGGGAUUGAUAGCCAGGGCCUUGGGGCUAGAACCAUCAACGUUGAAGCUCAAUGGUCACUUCAUCAGCAGAGGUGUUGAUCUUGUAUCCUCCUCUGUCACGUGGAGAUCGCUUCUCAAGUUCUUCUCUGCUAAGGGGUUGUCCACUGGUAAAGACGAUAAAGAUGCUCUUAUUGUCCAUGGCAAGCUCUGCAAAUCUGGGAGAACACACGAUCCUCAAGAUGCAGCUCCUGCUAGUAGAGUUAAUUACAGAACUGAAACAGAGGAAGUUAGUACAGAGCCACAGCCUGAACAUGUCAUUAACUUCCUCAUGAAUAAGAAGUUAAAGGAAAACAAUUCAGGAUGUCACCAAUUGUUCAAAUGCAAUGGUCUUGGUUUCAAGAGGAAACAAUUGUUGGAAGACGUCAAUUCAGUCAAGAAGUUAAAGAUAAAUGAAGCCAACUCAGGACUUGGAGAAAAGAGGAAAUAACUACCCCAGCAUCAUUUCAAGCAGCAAAUUGAAAUGCAGCUACAUGAGCGGCAAUGUGAAACGGAUGAGAGAAGAUGAGGUGAUCCUGGCUGCUCCUUGCAA